AUGAGUGGUCUCCGCAGAGUUCUCAGAAGGCGAUUACACCCCUUAAAACUGGUGAUAGUGGCCCUUAUCUUUGUCACAUUUCUCUUUCUAAUACAACGUGAGGUAGUAAGCCAAAGUCCCUCCCUAGAAGAGCCCUGGCUGAAGGAGAUAGCUGUCAAGCGGGAUGCCGUGCUGGGCAUGGUGAUGGGGGCCGUCAAUAACUUUAGGGAUGCUAUGCCAAAGAUGCAGAUCAAAGCCCCAGUGCGUCAGCAGGACAAUGCAGGGGACUUCUCCUGUUUGCCAGGGACCUACACGGCUGCUGAGCUGAGGCCAGCCCUGGAGCGUCCACCUCAGGACCCCAACAGCCCCGGGGCCUCUGGGAAGCCCUUUCACACAGAUAAACUGAGCCCUGCUGAACAGAAGGAGAAGGACCGGGGAGAGGAGAAACACUGCUUUAACCUCUACGCCAGCGACCGCAUUUCUCUCAGCCGUGACCUGGGUCCUGACACCAGACCACCGGAAUGUAUCGAGCAAACGUUCAAGCGCUGUCCCCCUUUGCUGACCACCAGCGUGAUCAUUGUGUUUCACAAUGAAGGCUGGACUACUCUGCUGAGGACGGUGUACAGCGUCCUCCACACCUCCCCUGCCAUCUUCCUCAAGGAGAUCAUCCUGGUGGACGAUGCCAGUGUGGACGACGCCUUGAAAGAGGAGUUGGAUGAAUAUUUGAAGCGGCUGCACAUUGUGCAUGUGGUGCGGCAGCGGGAGAGGAAGGGCCUGAUCACCGCUCGGCUACUGGGAGCCUCGGUGGCCACCGGAGACAUCCUCACCUUCCUCGACGCUCACUGUGAAUGCUUCAGUGGCUGGCUGGAGCCUCUGCUGGCCAGGAUAGCAGAGAACUACACUGCAGUAGUGAGUCCUGACAUCACUACCAUUGACCUCAACACUUUUGAGUUUAUGAAGCCCUCGCCGUACGGGCAGAAUCACAACCGUGGUAACUUCGACUGGGGCCUGUCCUUCGGCUGGGAGAGUCUACCGGACCACGAGAAACAACGGAGGAAGGAUGAGACCUAUCCUAUCAAGACACCAACUUUUGCUGGGGGACUCUUCUCUAUCUCCAAGGACUACUUCUAUCUCAUCGGAAGCUAUGAUGAACAAAUGGAAAUCUGGGGCGGAGAGAAUAUUGAAAUGUCUUUCAGAGUGUGGCAGUGUGGGGGUCAGCUAGAAAUCAUCCCUUGCUCCAUUGUGGGUCACGUGUUCCGCACCAAGAGCCCCCACACCUUCCCCAAGGGCACCCAGGUGAUCGCACGCAACCAGGUGCGGCUGGCCGAGGUCUGGAUGGACGACUACAAGGAAAUCUUCUACCGACGCAACCAGCAAGCCGCCCAGCUGGCCAAAGACAGGGCCUUCGGAGAUGUCGGGCGUCGCGUGGACCUCCGGGAGCGGCUGCAGUGCAAGAGCUUCUCCUGGUAUUUGAAAAAUGUGUAUCCAGAGGUCUUCAUGCCCGAUCUCAACCCGCUCCACUUUGGCUCGGUGAAAAAUGUAGGUAAAGACUCGUGUCUGGAUGCAGGGGAGAACAACGAGGGAGGGAAACCGCUGAUCUUGUAUCCAUGCCACGGCCUCGGAGGAAACCAGUAUUUUGAGUACUCGACCCAUCAUGAGAUCCGGCACAAUAUUCAGAAGGAGCUGUGUUUGCAUGGGACGGAUGGAGCCGUGAAGCUGGAAGACUGCCAGUAUAAAGGCCGCAACACGUUUGUAGGAGCAGAACAGAAGUGGGAGUUAAGGGAGAACCAGCUAUUCUACAUCCCAGGAUGGAACCUGUGUCUGAGUGCUCGUCAUGAGCACCCCUCCUUGGUGGCCUGUAAUCCCUCAGACAGAUACCAGCUGUGGCUCUACGUCUGA
Messenger RNA from Salvelinus namaycush (lake trout), 1878 nucleotides. RefSeq names its product UDP-N-acetyl-alpha-D-galactosamine:polypeptide N-acetylgalactosaminyltransferase 3 (GalNAc-T3) (gene galnt3). The record is from RefSeq and is a predicted model, not a curated record. Bases 1 to 1878 code for a protein of 625 amino acids. Lineage: Eukaryota; Metazoa; Chordata; Actinopteri; Salmoniformes; Salmonidae. The transcript is spliced from 10 exons. Gene Ontology annotation, cellular component: Golgi apparatus.